GUUACCAAGAUGGCUGCUUGGUGGACUUGAGUCUUUGCAAAAUCAAAUAUAAUUGUUGUAUGAGCAUUAUUGGAUACAAUAACAAGUUAGCAUGCCACGUUUGUGUGCUUUCUGCGGCUGUAAUAAUCGAGUGGGCUGUGGGCUUUCGUUUUUCGCAUUCCCAAAGGACAGUACAAGGAGGCGCAAAUGGCUUCUUAAUUUGAUGAGGGCAGACUUAUCCCCCGACCUGACGAGAGAAGAGUCCGACAGAGCUGGGUAUGUGGUCUGCGAACAACAUUUCAGGCCAAAGGACAUAAACUCAAAGGGUAGAAGAAAACGUCUGGCUCCUGAAGCUGUCCCCAUCCUUCUGCACACUAUAAAGGAGGAACAGAGAGAUUUGGAGAUGCCUUCUACUGAUGUUCAUGCUCCAGUGCCUCUGCAAGACACACCCCCAUAUGAACAGGUUGUGGCAAUGUUUAACAAGCUGCUGGCAGAGAAGGAUGAGAAAAUCAAGGAUCUGAAAAGCAUUCUGCAGAGAGAGAGGGCCAGAAUGCGGCUGAUGAAGUUCCGUAUGAACAGCAAAAUCAGAGAACUGAAAAGAAAACUUGAACAGCAGCAGAACAGUAGCGGUGACCAAGGCGACCAGCUGACUGCUGCCUCCGACUGCCUUCCACAGGCAGCAAAGGAGUUUUUUGACAAGCAAAUAGCCAUGGCCAGGGUGAGGAAACACGGCCAGAGAUACGACAAGAAACAAAAGGACAUGGCAAUCCAGCUGUACAAACAGAGCCCAAGCUGUUACUCUGAACUCCAAAAAAUGUUUCAGUUACCGUCUUCAACCACUCUGAGGAGGCACCAGGUGGUCAGUCAGGAAGCGAGUCCAAGUGAAGAGGAGGAUCGGGAGCCUUUGGGAUGGCCUGCCAGUCACAAGGACACACCGGGUGACCCAGAGAGAGGUGAGGAGGAGAAACUUGCUGAUGUAGCUGGAUGGGUGGUGCAGAAAGUGGCUCAAGAUCCAGAAGUCAGUGCUUGUGCCGAAUGUGAAAGUUUGCUUGUGGAGACCAAUGACACUGAGCACAACUAUCACACAUGGAUGGAGAAGGAUGCCGUCUCAGCUGUGAAGAAAAGCCCAACCUCUGCCAGGCUGCUUCAUCCAUCCGAAGCUUUCAAAGAAUGCAUUUCCAAAUGUGACAGUGUCAUCCAAAAAAUCCCCCCAAAUGCAAUGGCCCCGAAGAAAUUAAAGUCCUACCUCAGAGCCAGCGGUGCUUUCAGUGAGCUCCACCGCAUCCAUCCUGCCCACUCAAAGGCCAUCGAGAGGGUCGCCUUGAAUAAAUAUGUGAUGUGCAGGGUGGUGGACGAGCUGAAAGAAACAGCACAAAACAGAAAACGCACACAUGAGAAAAAAAGUGCUGCGUGUCAAGAGCUAAAUGUUAGCACCCUUGAAGUAAAUCAGGACUAAAUAAAUAUCAAAUGACGUUAAUUUGAUAAUAAAUUAUUUUAGGCCAUUCUAACUUGUCUGUGUUGUUUCAAGCUUUCCUGCACUUGACCUAGACGGAUUUAGUUUUUCAAUUUCAGUUCAAUUUUACAUAGUGCCGUGCCUAAAGGCACUUAUUGUAAAGUAAAGACGCUACAAUAAUACAAAGAAAACCCCAACAAUCAGCUGUUUCAGUCUCCAUCGCUGUAUUUUAGCUGUCCGGUGCGUGUACAUGGGUGUGUGAAGAAACUCUAGCCAGAGAAAACAUGAUAUAAAUGAUUUAAAUCAGUGGAACUUUUGGUUGCUUCCUUAUUCUCCUUAUUUUACCACAACACACAGAUCCAUGUAUAAUUUGACUCCGAUUUUCCAUUGGAUGCUAUUCCUGACACAAGCCUCCUAUAAACCCAAGCUUGGGCCUGACACUGGGUCUAGCUUGUGACCCCUGAGGUUCAGUUUGUGUCUCCUGUUCUUGCACUGGGGUUCUCUUGGCUGUAAUGUGAAUGUGGCAACUACCAAACUAGAUAACAUCCAACAUUUUAGUGCUACAUUGAAUCUCCUGGAGUGAACCAAACGUAAAGGGAUCAACUGUAGACUUGGGAAAAGGAAGGUUUAACUGAUCUGCUGCUUACAACUGCUGAAUUGUGACUGUAAUUGAAUGAUGGACACAGCCACAUCAACCACUGGUUUUGGCUGCAGCCUGUAUUAAAAGCACAAUUUCAUCUUAUCCAGGUAACUUUGGGGUUAAAACUGGAUUUUCUGUACUACAAAGUUGGUUCUCUUCUUACUGGGGCAUACCAACAUCUGGUCCUAGGUAACAACACAUGACUUGACUUUUUCCCCUUUUCACUGCAAACAGUUUUGUUGUUCUAUAAGCAUUAACAUAUAAACCAGCACACCUGUUUGUACUGUACAGGUAGACUAUGCCUGCGUUUGAACUCUGGUUUUGUUUUUGUGCUUUACUUGCUCUCAGACUAUGAAACAUUGGGGCUGCAGCUUUCCAAGAAUAAAAACUGAGGUGACUGCUGUUAUGGUUUGGUGCUGCAUAAAUAAAAUGGAAUUGAAUUAAA
Pelmatolapia mariae (spotted tilapia) is the source of this 2517-nucleotide messenger RNA. RefSeq lists its product as uncharacterized. Bases 92 to 1435 code for a protein of 447 amino acids. NCBI's taxonomy places the organism in Eukaryota, Metazoa, Chordata, Actinopteri, Cichliformes, Cichlidae. The record is from RefSeq and is a predicted model, not a curated record. The transcript is spliced from 8 exons.